Messenger RNA from Chelonia mydas (Green sea turtle), 2153 nucleotides. RefSeq names its product zinc finger DHHC-type palmitoyltransferase 16 (gene ZDHHC16). The record is from RefSeq and is a predicted model, not a curated record. NCBI's taxonomy places the organism in Eukaryota, Metazoa, Chordata, Testudines, Cheloniidae. Gene Ontology annotation, biological process: protein palmitoylation. The transcript has 11 exons. Bases 125 to 1252 code for a protein of 375 amino acids. Gene Ontology annotation, cellular component: Golgi apparatus. Gene Ontology annotation, molecular function: palmitoyltransferase activity.
AGGCCGCGCCGGCGCAGUGGGGCCAAGGUACCGGGGAGAUGCCCGGCCGGCGCUGAGGGCUGCGGCCGGGGCAGAUGGAGGCGGGGCGCGGGCCGGCCCGGGCGGCGGGCUGUGUGCGGCAGGGAUGAGGAGCCGCCGGCGGGCGUUCUCAGCGGUGAUGCGCCCCUGUGUGAAGUGCCUGCGUGUGGGCCGGCGGCGCGGGCUCAGGCUGGCCUGGCGGGCGCAGGAGCUGUGGCGCUAUGGGCACCUCUGCCUGCGCUCCCUGCUCUACAACUCCUUCACCAACAGCGACGCGGUGCUGGACUCCCUCUUCGAGCCCGUCUACUGGCUGGUGGAUCACGUCACUCGCUGGUUCGGUGUGGUGUUCGUGGCGCUGGUGAUCGUGCUGACAAGCUCCAUCGUGGCCAUUGUCUACAUCUGCCUGCUGCCCCUCAUCCUGCAGAGCUACCCGCCCGGCUGGAUCUGCUGGCACCUCGUCUACGGCCACUGGAACCUGCUCAUGAUCCUCUUCCACUACUACAUGGCCAUCACCACCCCGCCAGGGCACCCCCCACAGGCCAAGAGCAACACCGUGGCCGUCUCCAUCUGCAGGAAAUGCAUCUCCCCCAAGCCUGCCCGCACGCACCACUGCAGCAUCUGCAACAGGUGUGUACUGAAGAUGGACCAUCACUGCCCGUGGCUGAAUAACUGCGUGGGACACUACAACCAUCGCUACUUCUUCUCCUUCUGCCUCUUCAUGACCAUGGGUUGCAUCUACUGCGGCAUCAGCAGCUGGGACAUGUUCCGGGAGGCCUAUGCUGCCAUUGAGAGAAUGAAACUGCUUGAGAAGGAGAGACUGCCGGUGGCUGCCAACCAGACGUACUACCAGACACCGCCCCCCACCUUCUCCUUCCGCCAGAGGGCCUUCCACAAGAGCAUAGUCUACCUCUGGGUCCUGUGCAGCUCCGUAGCACUGGCCCUGGGGGCCCUCACGCUGUGGCACGCUGCCCUGAUCACCCGAGGGGAGACCAGCAUCGAGAGACACAUCAACAAGAAGGAGAGGCAGAGGCUGCAGAAGAAAGGCAGAGUGUUCAGGAACCCCUACAGCUACGGCGCCUGGGACAACUGGAAGGUGUUCCUGGGAGUGGACACGUGCAGACACUGGCUCACCCAUGUCCUGCUGCCUUCUACACACCUGCCCCAUGGAACUGGCCUGAGCUGGGACCGGCCUCCCUGCGUGACAGAGCCACGUGCACCUCUCCUGGCCAUCUAAUGGACGUGGGGGCAGAGGCGCAGGUUGCAGUACCCGCCCCCCAGCCCGGGCCAGCAGAGCCUGGAACCAGCAGAAACUCCUCGGGGCGUCCACCAUGAGGAAAUGCACCAGCCGGCUGCCUGGAGCCUCCCAGCUCCGCUCACCGACCCCUGCAGCAAGCCCCAGCGUGGCUGCAGGCAGCUCGCGGUGCCUGGGGGUGACAUGCUGCGUUCUGGAGACACAGGGACAGGUGGGCAGCAUGUGCAGGGUGGCUCUCUGCGGGGCUGAGCCCGUACCCCAGGGCACCUGCAUGUGGGGCAGGGCCCAGGGCCCUCACACGUACAGGACAGCAGAGACUCCCCAGCUGGCACUCAGGGCAUGGAGCUGCUGGGGGCCCCUCCCCCCCUCCACAGGGGAUUUUAAAUGCCAGAAAUAAAAAAAAAAGAAUUUUCACUAAUGCAGCUGGAGUGUUACCUGCUGCUGUCCCGCCAGUUCCAGCCCUGGGGCAGCCUGCCGGGGCUGAGUGACGGGGAAGCUUUGCCCACUGAGGCAGAAUGCACAUAGGGGGCACCAGCUCGGGGGUUCCUGCAGCUGGAGAGCCGUGACCCUGCCCCGGAGGCAGGGAACAGCCAGCUCCUGGGGCAGCAGGGUUGGUCGGGCUGCUCUACUAGAGGACACAGGGUACGGACUGAACCCACCCUGAGGGCCCGAAGCAGCGUGGGCCAGCAGUUAGGGCACAGGGCUGCGAGUCCUGGGACCCGAGUCCUGGGCUGACCUUGGGCAAAGCAGGGGCCGUGUGGCACCCAGCCUGAGGGGGCGCUGCCCCCACCCCCGCCAGCCAGAGCCGGCAUAGACAUGAGUGGGGAAGGCCAGCUUUAGAAGGGCCCUCCUGUUCCCAGAAUGGGGCCCCUGCCUGCAGGAC